CGCCCCACGGCUGCCCCUGCGGCCCGGCGCCGCCGGGCUGCGGCGUGUGCGCGCCCCGCCCGGGCUUCUACGGGCCCGGGCACCCGCCGCCGGGCUGGCCGCACGGGCAGCUGCCGCCCCACGGGUACCCGCCCGGCACGCCGAUGCCGGGCUACCCCGUGGGCCACCCGCCGCCGGGCUGGCCACCCUAUGGGCACCCGCACGUGCUGGGCUACGGCCAGCUCGACCCGCGCCUGGACCGCCGGUCGCGGAGCAGGCGGCGGCGGAAGCCCAGCAGGUCGCGCAGCCGCCGGCCGCGCAAGGGCGCCGCGCGCGCCCGGAAGCAGAAGCCCCGGCCCCCGCCGUCGCCGCCGGAGAAGGCCGGCGUGGACGGCGCGUGGGAGGUCUCCAAGGAGGAGAAGGGCCUGCAGCUGACCAGCGAGCUGGCGCCGCCAGGCGUGCAGUGGGACGUGAAGCUCCGGGACGUCUCGCGGCGGUGCUUCGCGGCCUUCCUGCCCAGCCCCAUCAGCGAUGCGCGCUGCCGGGAGUUCUUCCAGAAGAUCCGGGACGGCACCGAGUGGCUGCAGCCGGACGGCGCGCUGGGCCCGAUCCCGCGAAAGACCAGCUGGAUGGUGUGCCAGGGCUGCACCUGCAGGUACCGCUACGGCGGGGUGGAGGUGGAGCCCGUGACGUAUCCCCCCUGGAUGAUCGAGCUCUUGGGCGUCUACAUGCCGUACUGCGGAAUCAACAACCCCAGCGACUGGCCGAACGGCUGCAACGUCAACCUGUACGAGAACGGGAGCCACCAGGUGGGGUGGCACUCUGACGACGAGCCCCUCUUCCAGGGGAAGUUCCGCGACAUCAGGAUCAUCUCGCUCUCUCUCGGCCAGCCGCGGAGGUUCGACCUCAAGCUGAACUGGCCGGAGGAGGGCGAGCAGCCCGAGACGCACAUGUCCCUCGGCUGCGGGUCCCUGUGCACCAUGGAGGGCAUGACGCAGAAGCACUACAUGCACCGCGUGCCCAGGGAGAGCGAGAACCUGGGGCCGAGGAUAAACCUCACGUGGCGGUGGGUGGUCCAGCACGCGGGGUCCUGCGCCCACGGCCGGCGGUGAGCGGCGUGCGGCGGGCGGCCGCGCGGAGGCCCUGCCGCUCCACGCACGCCCCGCCGCGC
Molecule: messenger RNA, 1150 nt
Organism: Prorocentrum cordatum
Lineage: Eukaryota; Dinophyceae; Prorocentrales; Prorocentraceae
Source: the annotation of a GenBank genome assembly